CUGUUGCUUUUGGCAGAAGCCGAAAGUUAGAACUGACUGAGAAAGCGAAGAGGAAAUAAGUUAAACUGGAAGGCCUCUGAUAUUACCUUGCAGUUUAUAGUUUAUUGUGUUCGCUUUGAUUAUUUGCUGGGAAACGUUAAUUUCUAACGCGUCCAUAUAUUCAUAAACACACCAUGUUAUGUUUAGUACUAAUGGUAGCAUAACCGUAACGGCGGAGAGCGAUAGCCAGGCUAGCUAUAUAUUAACGUUACAACAACGUCAGUACGGUGGAUUCCUUUUUUUGGAUAUGAAAUUAUUGCGAUAAGUAGGAUUUCGUUUACAUAAGUUAGCUACAUCCGUUCUACAGCUGCGGUAUGUGAGUCUGUUGCUACCAGAAACAUGGACCCAGACACCGAAGUUGAAAGCAUCUUUAGACAGGAGAAUGAGGAGGAAGAUGAGGAGGAGAAGAAACAGUGGAAGAGGCCCCCCUCCAGCUAUGGUUCAAUGAAGAGUGAAAGUGAUGUGAUGGAGGAUGAUAAGGAAAGUGAAGAAGAGGUUGCAGAUGCUUUCCCUCCCCCGUUCCCUGUGCAACUACCUGAAUUGACUACUCAUGAAGCGACAGGGUUGCAGAUGAAUCGCUCAGAGUCUCCAGAGACCCUCUACACCAUGACCACGCAGCAGACCAGACCACCGGGAGCUGUUGUCAUUGACACCAGGUCUUCUGAUUUGGGGGAUUUUUCAGAAGUCGAUGAAGAGGAUCCAGAUGAAGUUUUGGUGGCUGAUUCCCCAGAGCCACCUGAGCCUGUUGAACCAGAUGAUGAGACUGACGGGAACAGCCAGCCAGGCGAACUACACCCAGAGCAGGACCUGCCCCAUUUAUUCAAGAGUAUCCAGAAUACUUUGACAAGCCUCAACAGGGAAGAGCUAUUGAAAUUUAAGAUGUGGUUUUACCAGUGGGAAACAAAAAUAACCCUGAAACAGAUGAAUGAGGGAGACCUUCUUGAUUUUGUGGACAGGAUCCUGGAGACACUUGGCCAGGAUCGUUCCCUGUUGCAUACAAUAAGUACACUAGAAAAUGUCAACAAGAAACCAGAGGCAGACGAACUACGGAAUAAGUGCCGGAGAGCUUUGGUCCGUUUUCACCUGAAACAGUAUUUGAUCGGUAAACACCAAGUCAUCCGUGAGGGGAUCGUUCAAGCCGGAAAGCAGAAUCUUCUAGAUAACAUCUACGUUCAGCCCAAUAUUUCCACCUGUGGUUAUGGAGGAAUUGACCCCUUCCAUGAGCUCCUAUCCUCCCCUCCGUCUCCUGUUCAGGUCCCCAGUGCCGACACCUUUGUGGGCGUGAACAACCUGUUCCGACUACAGAAGGAAGAUGGCAAGCCGGUGAGGACGGUGCUGACCACUGGGAUUCCAGGAAUUGGCAUGUCUGUCUCUGUGGGGAAAUUCUGCCUGGAUUGGGCAGAACUGCGCGCCAAUAAGGAUCUGCAGUUUGUCAUCAAGCUCUCAUUCCGAACUUUCAUGUACCUGCGGAACAAAAAACCUCUCUCAGAGAAGAUGUCCAUCAUGGAAGUGAUAGAAUAUUUUUAUCCUGACUGCAAAGACAUGAAAUACCUGGAGGAAGAGGACUGCAAAUUCCUCAUCAUAAUGGACUCACUUGAUUGUUACCUAGCUCCUCUGGACUGGGAGAAUGCUCCAGUGAUAAAUGACAAUCACACCAAGGCAGAGCCUGACGUCUUGAUUGUGAAUAUCAUCCGAGGUACUGUGCUUCGUGGUGCCCACGUCUGGAUCCUGGGGAGACGAGCGGCUGUCUCAGAGAUACCGUCGCGAUUCAUAGACGUUGUCACAGAAAUACAGGGCUUCAGUGAUGAGAUGAAAGAUGAAUUCCUGACCAUGCGCUUUUGCAACGCAGAGCGAGCAGCCCAGAUCGUGGCACAUUACAAACGCCAACCGACACUCUCUAUGCUCGCUCGACAACCCUUUGUAUGCUGGAUGGUGGCCACAGUGUUCGAGCGCUGCUUCCGUUAUCGGGGCUAUGGGGUGCACCCCCCCAGGCUGACGCCGUUCUUCGUCAGCAUUAUGACUGUCCAGACCAAUCGCAGGCUGCAGUUCUACUAUGAUAUGCCGGACAAUGACCUGAAAUGGUCCAGUGACGACAAGCAAUUCCUGACGAGGCUGGGUAAGAUGGCCUUCAAGAUGCUGGAGAGGAAUACCAGUGUGUUCUUUGAAGAGGACGUGAAGGAGUGCAGUCUGAAGUUGAAGGAAGUGGCGGUGUAUUCCGGCAUGUGCACUGAGCUCCCCGCUGCGGCCCCGGAUGGGAGGACGAGGUUCUGCUUUGUACACUACAGCUUACAGGAGUUCAUGGCCGCUCUCUACGUCUUCACGAUGUUUCGCACAGAGUCCAAGAACGUUCUAGACUGUGCGUUGUUGCAGAAGCCCAAGCUCUUUACAUUCAAGGAUCAGACCAAAUCAGCAGUAGGCCUGGUCCAGUGUGCCCUGGUGCGAACCCUCGGCUCCCCGCAGGGCCACUACGACAUGUUCCUGCGCUUGCUGUGUGGCUUGCUUAACCCGGACUGCCACGGAAGUCAGCUGCGUGGGUGUCUCUACCCCCACAACGCGCCAAAGGUGGGUGGACUGGAUGAGGUGCAGCGGCUGCUGGAGCAGACGAUACAGACUGCUGAAAAAGAAAACAAUAGAGGCCGGGUGGAAAACUUAAAGGAGUGCCUUAGAGAAAUGACCCAGGAAGAUGAGUGAGUUGGGGUUAGAUUGCAUCACUUUAUAUGGCUAUGAUGGAUAAAAGAGACGAGGAUGCUCUGUUAUAUGUCUUCAUAGAAUUCACUAGUGAUCAAAGUAUGAUGCUUAAAACACUGAAAACACAACAGAACUCAAAGUGACCUGUUUAAAUCUUUGUUAUUUUAGCUUUGAUAACAUUACAUUUCUUACCAUAGGCGUUAGUUGAGUCUGUGUCAGUAAUGUGCACAAGACAAAAAUUGUUUUUUUUUUUUAUGCAUUCCGGUACAGUGGCGUUUAUGCGAUACUACAUUAUGCCUGUCAUGUCUUACAUUGAGCACAAAGGCUGCGAUAUGAGGAAAAUAUGCGAUAACGUUAACAUAUAACAAUGUUAUGACUUGCGACUUACUUGCAUUAAAGUAUACUCAGUUCUGC
Molecule: messenger RNA, 3141 nt
Organism: Sander lucioperca (pikeperch)
Lineage: Eukaryota; Metazoa; Chordata; Actinopteri; Perciformes; Percidae
Gene: nlrc3l
Product: NLR family, CARD domain containing 3-like
Exons: 12
Coding region: 379-2730 (783 amino acids)
Source: RefSeq, a predicted model, not a curated record